UUAGUCUAUCUUUCACUAUUCUCUUCUUCUAUAUUUCCUAUUAAUCUUUCCUCCAUCACAUAUUCCUCUACUCCUUAUUCAUGCAUUCAUUUCGCAGUCGAAAAAACUCAGUCUUCUCCUCCAACUUAUUCAGGAUGAAGCAUAGUGGCAGGAAGAACAAUAGUUUUUCCAUAUUUGUGGUGGUAUUCUCUAUAUUCCUCUUUGGAUGCUUCAUGUACAACGAGGAUGUAAAGACAAUUGCUGAAUUCCCAUUUUCCAUGACAAGAACUCAAGAUAUCAUCAACAAUGAAUCUUUGAAUCAGGAAAAUGGGGUUCAAGAAAUUAAUACCAAUGUUGAGGAUGAGAACAAAGUUUCAUCUGUAGUGAUGAAUUCAAAAACAGAUGGUAUCUCUGAACAAGACAAGAAACAAGAAGUCACGAGCUUGAAGUUCAAUGAUGACGCGAAAGAUGAAGAAAAGAUUGAAAUGCCUGAUGAAGAAGAGGAGAACAUUGAGUUGCCACCUGAAGAUUGUGAUCUUUUUACAGGGCAAUGGGUUUAUGACAAUGUCACACAUCCAAUUUAUAAGGAACCAGAGUGUGAGUUUCUCACAGCACAGGUCACUUGCAUGCGAAAUGGAAGAAAAGACUCCAUGUAUCAGAAUUGGAGGUGGCAACCAAGAGACUGUUCUUUACCCAAGUUUAAACCAAAGUUGUUGCUUGAGAAACUGAGAAACAAGAGACUCAUGUUUGUGGGAGACUCACUGAACAGAAAUCAAUGGGAAUCCAUGAUUUGUUUGGUUCAAUCUGGAGUUCCUUCAGGCCGAAAAACCUUAAACAAGACCGGUUCUUUAUCUGUUUUCAGAAUUGAGGAUUAUAACGCCACAGUAGAAUUUUACUGGGCUCCAUUUCUGGUGGAAUCAAAUUCAGAUGACCCAAACAUGCAUAGUAUAUUGAACCGAAUCAUCAUGCCCGAAUCAAUCGAAAAGCAUGGCAAGAACUGGAAGAACGUGGACUAUCUCGUCUUCAACACAUACAUUUGGUGGAUGAAUACUUUCGCCAUGAAAGUUCUACGAGGGUCAUUCGAUGAAGGGGAGACAGAAUACGAUGAGAUUGAGAGACCAGUUGCUUAUCGGAGAGUUUUGACAACAUGGUCGCAGUGGGUAGAAAACAAUGUGGAUGUCAAUCACACUAAAGUCUUCUUCAUGAGCACGUCUCCUCUUCAUAUAAAGAGUUUGGAUUGGAACAAUCCUGAUGGGAUAAAAUGUGCGAAAGAGACGACCCCAGUAUUAAACACAUCAAUGCCGCUAAGUGUUGGGACAGACUGGAGACUAUUUGUGGUAGCAGCAAAUAUUACUCAAUCCAUCAAUGUCCCUGUUUACUUCCUCAAUAUCACCACUCUAUCGGAGUACAGGAAAGACGCUCACACCUCUGUUCACACCAUUCGACAAGGCAAAAUGCUAUCGCCGGAACAGCAAGCUGAUCCAGCCACCUAUGCUGAUUGUAUUCAUUGGUGCCUCCCUGGAUUGCCCGACACUUGGAAUGAGUUCCUCUAUUCGCGUAUUCUAACCCACUCUUGAUGCAGGCUUUUUUUCUUAUAAAAGUGGUGUCCGGUCAGUUUAUACGCGCUUCAAUUAUUCCACUGGAUAUCCGUUACUUCAAUCAUUCAUUGUGCAGCUCCCCACUCCAAUUUCUAUAUAUAUUUUUUCUUUUUUUGGUUUAAGAACCACAAUUCUAGUUUUGGUGCUUUGUUUUUACUUUUUGUCCUUGUUAUUUUUUCCUAAAGAAAAGGAAAAAUCUUGUAGCUGUGAUUGCCCAUUUGUCCUGAGUUUUAUGGUGGUCCCAAAGAUCUUGUUGGGCUUUUUGUUUAUCUUUUCCAUUUCAAGGACCUGAUGACUAGGUAGGUCUCACAAAGGAAAGAGUCUGCCAGUUGGGUAAACAUCAAUGUAUUUACGACCAUUAUAAAAUCAAAUUCUAUUUUCGAAGAAAAUAAAUGAAUAAUGUAUACCCAACUGACAAGUGUAUGUAUCAUGUAUGUGUCUCUGCAGAAACUUGUGCCAUUCUUUUCUUUUCUU
Molecule: messenger RNA, 2051 nt
Organism: Lycium barbarum (goji berry)
Lineage: Eukaryota; Viridiplantae; Streptophyta; Magnoliopsida; Solanales; Solanaceae
Product: xylan O-acetyltransferase 1-like
Exons: 5
Coding region: 81-1556 (491 amino acids)
Cellular component (GO): Golgi apparatus
Molecular function (GO): O-acetyltransferase activity
Source: RefSeq, a predicted model, not a curated record